Molecule: messenger RNA, 1369 nt
Organism: Phalacrocorax carbo (great cormorant)
Lineage: Eukaryota; Metazoa; Chordata; Aves; Suliformes; Phalacrocoracidae
Source: RefSeq, a predicted model, not a curated record
GCUGUCGGCAAGGCCCAAAGGUGGGCUCAGCCCUGAGGGUGAAUUGUGUCUUAAGGAGAAGCUGCUUGUUACACCCCAUUCUGUUCUCCUCAGGCAGGCAAGCGGUGGGAUGGGCAAGCGGAAGAACGAGCAGGCACCAGGAGGAGAUGCUAAACGUGACGCUCCCAGAACCAAACAGAGCCUUUGGGAAGGCUCGGAGGCGACGGCAGGAGACGGCUUAGAUGCAACGGGGCUGGCUCAGGCCAGUGAUGCCGAAGGAAAACUGAAGCCAGCUGCAGGAGAGGCAGAGGAUCAGGUAGAGAUGACCCACAGCGGCGCCGGCAAAAGCGGACCAUGGAGUGACGGGGAGGCGGUGGCUCCAGAGCCAAGGCAGGAGGGGAAGCAUGUCCCACAGGAAGGAAGAGACACCGGCAGCGGCGGAGGCGGCGAGUGGCCAGAGGCAGCUUCCCUGGGAGCAGCGUCUCACCCAGAGUCACCCCAACAGGCAAAUCCGGCGCUGGAUGAGGCAGAAGAGGAUCAGCCGGUGGCGACCGCGGAGGCGCACGGAAGCGCCGGCGAGGACCCAGCCACCGAUACCCAAACUCACCGCGGAACAGGGAAUAUCGGUGACAGGCCCGAGCACGGCUCUGCCGCGGCAGCGCAGGAGGAGGGGGCGGCCGGCGGCGGGAUCGCCCUCCCUGCGGACGCGCCGGGCCGGAGCAGCAGCAGCGGCGUGCCGACCGAGGCGCCGGACCCUCGCCAUGAGGAGGGAGGCGACGGCGGCGAGCGCCGAGGCGACGCCGACCAAAGCCAGGAGCCGCCGCGCGCGUCUGUUGGAAACGCCGCAGAAAAUGAACCCGGCGCCGUGUCCGAGGGGGCGGCUGUGGGAGAGCGCCGGGAAGGCGCGAGCGGGGAGCGGCCGCCGGCACCCGGCACGACCGACGCGGUGAAGAGCGCGGCCGAAUCCCUGCGGGAAAUGCCGGGAGAGGCUGACGUGACAAAUGAUGAUGCCGGUGGGGGAGACCCCCCAGAUCUGGCCGCCGGUGCAGGGGAAGGCGAAGCUCUCGGGGCGGAGGAUGCCACCACGGACGCGCCGAGGACAGACGUGCAGCCCCCGGCUCGCUCCGGCCGCCUCCUGUGUGACGGAGGGGUCGCGGGGAGUGCGCUCGCCGAUCCGGCAAUGCCGGGGCCGGCUCCCACGGGCGCGGCACAGCUCCCCGCCGCAGGCACCUGUUCGGCUGUUGGCGCGGACCCCUGGGACGAGGCCCCUCUGCCCGCGGAGCUGCUGGGCCUCCUGGAAGGCAAACCCCUCGUGCUCCCGCCACAGCCGGUAAAUGCACCGCGGUCACCGAGUUACCGCAACACAAACCCCCCAAACCAACUGAAAUAA